This is a messenger RNA of Styela clava, 3980 nucleotides long. RefSeq names its product ERC protein 2-like. Gene Ontology annotation, molecular function: structural constituent of presynaptic active zone. NCBI's taxonomy places the organism in Eukaryota, Metazoa, Chordata, Ascidiacea, Stolidobranchia, Styelidae. Gene Ontology annotation, biological process: maintenance of presynaptic active zone structure; regulation of synaptic plasticity; neuromuscular synaptic transmission. Gene Ontology annotation, cellular component: cytoskeleton of presynaptic active zone. The record is from RefSeq and is a predicted model, not a curated record.
AGUACCCGGUAUUGUAUUAUCAUUUGACUGUUUAAAAAGAAUUGCUGCUUGUGUGAUGAAUGAAGUUAUCAUCUGUGUAAAUCUUUGGUGUAGAUUGGAUUCAUAUUUUUACAGCAAGUAGACGAAAACUGGAGAACAAUUACUGAAUUAUUUGUCCUAAUUUGAUGUAAAGUAAAAACAAUGACAGACAAUUUCACUGAAAACCUUCCUUCUUCACCUCGUCAAUCAUCAAAUAAAUCAAGAAAUAAUGGAAGCUCUAGAACCUAUUCUAUGGAAAAUAUACAAUCAUUAAAUGCAGCCUAUACCACGAGUCCUGCAUAUCUGAGUGAGUUUGAUUUGGGAAAUGCAAGAUCAAAAACUUUGGGAAGAAUAUCAACAGGAUCUCAUGCCUCAUCAAACAAGAAAAAUAGAUCAGCCGGUAGUAAUAUACUCGGAUCAAGUCCGAAUUUAAUGAUGUCAAAUUAUAACAGUCCGAAUAGUAUCUCAUCCCAAUCUACUGCUGCUAUAUUCUCUCAAGGACAUCGAUAUAAAAACGAUCGAGACUCUCCUGCUAAUUCUUCACAAUCAAGUAACUCACCGAAAAUGGAAAUCAGUGAUCAUAACUCCCUUCAUAUUAAUGAAAAUGGAAAAUCGAACAAGCGAGGAAGUGCGAGUGAUUAUAUUCUUCAAAUCCAGCAGGAUAAUGAAACGCUCAGACGAGAAAUCGAUAUAAAGGAAAGUAAGCUACAGACAAACAUGAACAGCAUAAAAAACUUUUGGAGUCCCGAAUUGAAAAAAGAAAGAGCUUUGAGGAAAGAAGAAAGCACGAGAGCUACUGUUCUGAGAGAACAAUUUAAAAGUUCGCAGGAUGAAAAUCAGAAUCUUCAGCUGACUAUUCAAGCACUACAAGAUGAAUUAAGAGCACAAAGAGAUUUGAAUCAAUUGUUACAAGAUGACAUGUCAGGAUCACAUAACAGAGAUUCUAAUAAUUUAACUUCUGGAUCAUUUUCUAUUGAUACAAGGAUCCUACAAGAGGAAGUUGAUAGAUUAACACGAGAAAAUGAACUUUUACAAAGAACAAUGGAGGAAAUGGAAUCGAGAAUAGAAGCUCAACGACAAACAUUAGACGCAAGAGACGAAUCUGUCAGAAAGUUGCUGGAGAUGUUGCAAAGCAAAGCAAUAUCGCAGCAAGAUGAGGAUGCAAGUGAAACCGAUUCAUUAAGAAUGCAAUUGGUUGAAGCAGAAGCAAGACAAGCUCAACUUGAUUCUUUAAUUAUGGAAAGAAAUUGUGAAAUCAGUCAGUUGAAAAAGAAUAUUUCAAACAGUCCUGUGAUACCAGAUAACAUUCCUAAGAUCCAAUCAUUGCAAGCAAUCAUAAGUAUGAAGGAUGGAAAGUUGGCAAUUCUUGAAAGAGAUCUGAAUCAACUUGAAGAAGAAAUGGCUCAAAUGAAACGAGAAGGUUGUGUGUCAAGUGAGGAAAGACAAGAAGAACUAAAACAACUUGAAGUUUAUAAAAGUCAUUCCGCAUUUAUGAAGUCCAAGAUUGAACAAUUAAAAUGCGAACUUCAGAAGAAAGAUACGAUGUUAGUUACAAUGCAAACCAAACUUGAUACAUUAAACAACCAACAAUCAGACAGCAGACAACACAUCGAUGUACUGAAAGAAUCAUUAGCAGCAAAAGAACAACGGGCUGCAAUACUGCAAGCUGAGGUUGAUUCACUGCGAACCAGACUAGAAGAAAAACAACAAAUUCUUGACAGAAAACAAGAACAAUUAACGGUGAUGCAGGAAGAGAGAAGUAGUAGUGGGAGUGAGGUUGCUCAUCUACAAGAUACUUUGGAAGUUAAAGACAGGAAGAUCACAGUUUUGCAUAGAAAGAUCGAAAGCCUGGCAGAAGUUGUUCGAGAGAAAGACAAGCAACUCGAUGUCAUAAAAGAUCGACUUAUUUCUUUGCAGCAAGACUCGAGUACGAGCGAUUCCGCACUUAAUACUAUGGAGGAAGCUUUAACUGAAAAGGAGAAAAUCAUCACUAGGCUUCGAGCGGAAUUAGAAAAUGGUGAAGAUAAAUGGAGAGAGGAUUCUGAUAGAUUUGAAAGCGAAAGAAAGUCUUUCGACAUUACAUGCGAAUCACUGAAGCAAGAAUUAUCUGAGAAAGAGACAAGUUUAAGUGAUUUGAAAGAACAUGCAUCAUCUCUUGCUUCUGCCGCACUAAAGAAAGAUUCUAACAUCAAACAAAUUGAAAUAAAUCUUCAGCAAACGACAGAAAAACUUGCUCAGGUUGAAACCCUAUUAAAGAAGGCAGAAGAAGACCUAACUCAGAAUAUUGCACAAUCGGAAGCUGAAUCUGCUAAAACACAUAAAGAAAACCAAAAGAAAUUAUCUGAGGUUGAAAAAUUAGCUAAAGAAAAAGAUGAAGAGGCGAAAAAAUGUCAAAAUGAUCUUGAUCGACUGCUUGAAAUUUUGAAAGAAACAGAAAAUGAAAAACACAAUAAAGAUAAAAAGUUGUUAACAUAUGACAAACAAGUACGAGAACUUCAAACCAAAGUCAAAUCACUUCAAAAUAAAAUGGCUGAAGAUUCCAAACUAAAAGGUGCUGCACACUCAAAAGACACUGCUCAAUUUUUGUCUCAAAUGAAAUUGAAAGACGACAGGAUAGAAGAAUUGGAAGAAGCAUUACGUGAAAGUGUUAGUAUAACUGCUGAACGUGAGACUGUUUUAUCAAAAGAACAAGAUAUUGUUCGGAAGUUACAAAUACAGCAAGAAGAUUUGAUGAAACAAAUGAAAGAAACAAAACAAUUGUUAGAUCACACUGGUUCGAAAUUAAUGGCAACAGAAGCUUCAUUACAUGAGAAAGAUCGAACUUUACAUACUUUAAGGAAGGAAAGAAAAAAGCAACUCGAAGAAUUACUAGAAAUGAAACAAGAAGCUCUUCUGUCUGCGAUCAGUGAGAAAGAUGCAAAUAUCGCAUUAUUAGAAUUAUCUGCUCGUAAGAAAGCGAACCAAGAUGAAAUUCAAUCAUUGAAGAAAGAAAAAGAUCAUUUAGUUGCGCAGCUUAAACAACAGACUCAAAACAGACUUAAGUUGAUGCAAGAUAAUUUUGAUGACCCACCUUCAUUAUCUACACCAACUACUAAACCUAGAUCAUCUUCACCUUCGCAACAUAAACGAAGUAGCGGUGGUGGUUCGAGCAGAAGUGGUGGUGGUAUGAGUAACCAUAGACCAAGCCCAACUGAGGAUGAUGGAGAAGGAAUCUGGGCAUAACAGUUAUAAAGAAAUAAUGAUGCUGAUUUCCAGAAGGCUAAAGAUUAAUUCAAAUGAAAGCUUGGUGAUGAUCUGUCAUGACUGAUCGAAACAAAGACAACGGACCACGACAUAACGAUCAGUGAAGGAAAUCUGUUUGAAUGAAAAGAGACGAAGACUUUAAAAUAAAGAGCUUGGUUUGCCUUGAACUGUUAUUUAAAUAUUUGUCUAGUCUACGAAUUGAAGUAUUUAUUGUUCGACCGAAUAUUUAUUUUAACAUUGGUUUUUUUAAGUGUAAGAUUCAUUGAAUUGAAUAGGAUUACUUGAUAUUUUAUCCAAACAUUUCAGUAUUUUUACAAUUUUUAGCCUACAAGAAUUUUAUACCUACCUAUUUAUUUUUGGCACAAUCAUCUUGAAAUAGGAUACAAUACUUCUCUCUGUCUAAGUGCAGUCUUUAUUUGCUGGUAGAGUCAAUUUUGAUACAAUAAUUCUGCAGUAUGGUACAGUUUUCAAUACCAUUUUAUUUGCUAUAACACUAAUGAAAUCAUAUUAAAAAUGAAUAAACAGUGUUUAUUAAUUUUGCAAUCAUGUGUUAAAAUUUUGAUUGAUUUUUUUAGGGAAACUUGAUAUGUAUUUUGUUAGUCGGGUUGUUUCAGUAGCGACAGUCAGUCAACUGUUGUUACUAAAAACAGCCACAAUUACUAAUCUAUUUAGUACAGUAAACUGUUCUGCGAUGAUUUCUAAACAUCUCAAUUUUCUCU